AACUUGACGUUUCAAUGCAUCAAUACUGAUAUACAUAUGCUUUAUAUUCGUUGGAAUUUAGAUCUCGUGUUUUAAAUUGAUUUAGCGAUGGCUGAGAAGCGUGAAUCAGAGAAAGCAUCAAGCUCUUCACCGAACCUGAUAUGUCCAUUAUGUCUUGAUAUAUUUGUUGAGGCAACAAUCCUGACUUCAUGUGGACACACAUUUUGUAGGCGAUGCCUCAAGAAAUACGAUCUAACCCACCAGGACCUUGAUCACAUGGUCUGUCCUCUCUGCAGGGAGAUCACCAAGUUGUCUGCCAAUCGUGUCGAUGAUCUCCGCCUCAAUGUCUCCAUCAACGGAUGCGUAGACGAUUACCACGCCAAGCGUGGAGGGAUGAAUGCUGUCCUUGAGAUGUGCCAGAAAUGUACCGCUUGCAAGUCUCAGAAAGACGCCGUGUCAUUCUGCAGAACAUGUACUUUAUACAUGUGUGAUAAGUGCCUGCAUUCUCAUCAACAGCUUGUAGUAGUCUUUGGAGAUCAUGAGAUUGUAUCCAUGGAUGAUGUCAUCGAAGGGAAGGUCAGCAUUGGUCAUUUAUUCGAGAAGUGUUCCAUCCACAAACUUGAGAACAAGGAUAUGUUUUGUGAGGAUUGUAAGGUCCAAGUCUGUCACAAGUGCGUACUUGUUGGUCAUAAAGCUCAUGAAAUCAAGAACCAGGUUGACUUUGAACAAGAGUUGCGACGGAAGGUGGAAGACCUUGCCCAACGAUGUGCUGACAAGAAAACAGAGCUGGAAAAGAACAUUCAAAACAUAGAAAUACAACGUCAUGAGGUACACACUGCAGUGCAGACACUACUAGAUGAUGUCAGGCAGGCUUACACCAUCAAGGCCAAGGAGCUGGAAGAAAAUCUUCGAAAUCUCACCGACCAAAUAAAUGCCUUAAAGCAUAGUUUUGAUGACGACCUCAACGUCUUGAAGUCAAAAGAUCGUCAGAGGAUCAAGAGUAUUUGUAGUUCAAUAACAUUGGUAGAUAAUGACAGACUAGGUCAUCUUGAGACAGACACUCUAUCUGCUCAUAUCUUGCUCUGUGAGGAACUCGAUGAUAUGCUGAAGGAGGCUACCGAUCACACUUCUGCGUCAGCAAUUACGAAGAAAUCAAAGGGGAAGAGGUUCAACCCAGCUGAUGAUACUCGUCUUGACCUCGGGAGCAUCUCAGGAUCAGACCCCAAGAUAAAAGUCAUUCAGUGUGUAAAUCUACGGUCAUAUAUGUCCGGAAUGACACGGUACUCACACGACAGUGUGGGUAUCGUAUAUGGGUGGAUUGCACAUUGUAUUGAUAUCAUUGAUUCAAAUGGUGGUAAGCAGCAGUAUAGUAACAUACCCAAUGACAGGAAAUAUAAGGAUCUUGUCUAUCAACAAGACGGAUCUUUAUGCGUAUCGCUAUACCAUACUAAAGAAGCCUAUAUAUACUCCCCCCUUGGCUCCAGGAAAGCAACAAUCCACGUGAGAGACGGUACUAAUGAUCUCAGUGUUAACAGAAGUCAAUCAGAUGAAAUCAUCAUUACUAACGGUGACAACCAAGUAUAUAUCUAUGACCCGACAGGAUCCACUCUUAAACACACUGUUCAAACAAAUCACAAGGCGGAUCAGGCAUCUACCACCAGGACGGGUUUGUACGUCACGAGUUCAUGUCACGCCGAUCCUCGCGUGGUGACGGUCUAUGACAGGGAUGGGAAUGCUGGUGAGUCUCUACAAGCUCCAAAGGAUGUCCACCUGUAUGCUGCCGUGGAUGAGCAGGACAGGGUGUAUGUAGCGAGUGUUGAUUGGCAGAAUAGGAAGGUGGUGAUCAGGCUCUAUGAUCUUGAUGGUCUGAACCUGAAGAAAAAAGUUGAGUUCAAAGCACUUAAUAUGACAUUGGGUUGGCAUUGGUGUUACUUGGUCUCCCUCUCCCCAGACAUGCUCGCCUUUGCUUGUUGGAUGAAGUUAUAUUUCAUCAAGGUAUCACUGUAAUCCAGAUUAUCUCAACCAUGCACCUACUACAAUGUCUCAACACACAGUUACAAAUAAUUUAAACAACGCUGUUCACUAUGUGAAUCGCACAGGAGUUGUUUAAACAGUUUAAACAUGUGUUCAAAAUCUUAACCACUUAUGCUUAAAUCAUUGAUAAUUAAAUAUUUGUAUUUAAUAUUUAGUGUUGUUUCAGAUUUUGAACACUUGUUUAAAAUGUUUAAAAACUACUGUGCAAUUCACAUAGUGAAUAGCGUUGUUAAUAUUAUUUUUAACUGUGCAUGUGGCAUUAUUUUAAUCGAAAUUCAAAUUCAAAUUCAGUUUUCUUUCCAACUAAACAAAAUAUAAUACAGGUAAUAUUCAUACAUUUAUAACAAGCAUUUACAAUACAAAUCCUUGUCAUUUAUUCAUAUACAUUUUAUAAUGUUCAAUGACAUACAUGUAAAUAAUAAACUAAUUCAUAAUGUGAGGCAUACAAGUGAUAGAACUAUCAG
Molecule: messenger RNA, 2477 nt
Organism: Lytechinus pictus (painted urchin)
Lineage: Eukaryota; Metazoa; Echinodermata; Echinoidea; Temnopleuroida; Toxopneustidae
Product: E3 ubiquitin-protein ligase TRIM45-like
Exons: 2
Coding region: 88-1986 (632 amino acids)
Biological process (GO): protein monoubiquitination
Molecular function (GO): ubiquitin protein ligase activity; zinc ion binding
Source: RefSeq, a predicted model, not a curated record